AUGCCAAGUGGGGUUCAAAUGACAGUGGAAUUUAAGAUGAGUGAAAUGAUCAAUCUUGAGUCAGAAGACUGUGCAUCCAUAUACAUCUUUAAUGUAGACCAACCAUCAUCAUCUGUAAAUCAACCAAUUUGUAUUCCUCGCCAUGGACUGCAGUCUCACUCCUCUCCUCUAUCGCCACCUACAAGACUUCAGAGUCAUAAGAACUAUGAAGGGACUUGUGAGGUACCGGAAUCCAAAUAUAGUCCACUAGGUGGACCCAAACCCUUUGAGUGCCCAAGUAUUCAAAUUACAUCUAUUUCACCUAAUUGUCAUCAAGGGAUUGAAGCCAACGAAGAUGAAUUGCACACAAAUGGCACAGAAAAUGAGUAUAUGGAAAGGCCGUCACGGGACCAUCUCUAUCUUCCUCUUGAACCAUCAUAUAGGGAAUCAUCCCUUAGUCCAAGCCCUGCCAGCAGCAUUUCAUCCAGAAGUUGGUUUUCAGAUGCUUCCUCCUGUGAAUCCAUUUCCCAUGUUUAUGAUGAUGUAGACUCAGAGCUAAAUGAAGCAGCUGCUCGAUUUACCCUUGGCUCUCCUUUGGCAUCUCCUGGUGGCUCUCCGAGAGGUCCCAGUGAUGAAUCUUGGCAACAGCCUUAUGGAUUUGGGCAUGCCUUGUCACCUAGACAGUCACCCUGUCAUUCUCCCAGAACUAGUAUUACAGAUGAAAAUUGGUUAAGCCCUAGACCAACAUCAAGGCCCUCAUCAAGACCUACAUCCCCCUGUGGGAAACGACGACACUCCAGUGCUGAGAUUUGCUAUGCUGGUUCUCUCUCUCCUCAUCAUUCUCCAACUCCGUCACCUGGCCAUUCUCCCAGAGGAAGCAUAACAGAAGACACAUGGUUAAACACUUCUGUCCAUAACGUACAAGGUCUUAAUUCUGGCCUUUCACCAUUUCAGUGUUGUACAGAGACUGACAUCCCUCUAAAAACAAGAAAGACCUCAGAGGAUCAAACUGCCACUUUAUCUGGAAAAAUAGAUCUCUGCCCUGAAGAACAGGGAAACUUAUCGUCAUCCCUUGAAACUGCAGUAGAUGACUGCUCUGGAUCUCAACACACCUUGAAAAAAGAUUUGCCUGGAGACCAAUUUCUUUCUGUUCCUUCGCACUUUACUUGGAACAAACCAAAGCCUGGCCAUACCCCUAUAUUUCGCACAUCUUCAUUGCCACCUCUUGACUGGCCUUUACCAAGUCAUUAUGGGCAGUGUGAACUGAAAAUAGAAGUCCAGCCUAAAACUCAUCAUAGAGCUCACUAUGAAACAGAAGGAAGCAGAGGAGCAGUAAAAGCAUCUACUGGAGGACACCCUGUAGUGAAGCUCCUAGGCUACAGUGAAAAGCCAGUAAACCUACAAAUGUUCAUCGGAACAGCAGAUGAUCGCUACUUAAGACCUCACGCGUUCUACCAGGUGCACCGAAUCACUGGAAAAACAGUUGCUACAGCUAGUCAAGAGAUAAUAAUUGCCAGCACGAAAGUUUUGGAAAUUCCGCUUCUUCCUGAAAAUAAUAUGUCAGCCAGUAUCGAUUGUGCAGGUAUUCUGAAACUUCGCAAUUCGGAUAUAGAGCUCCGUAAAGGAGAGACAGAUAUUGGAAGAAAGAAUACCAGAGUGCGACUUGUGUUUCGUGUGCACAUCCCACAGCCUAGUGGAAAAGUCUUAUCUCUUCAGACUGCUUCCAUACCUGUUGAAUGCUCUCAGCGAUCUGCUCAAGAACUUCCUCAGAUUGAGAAGUACAGCAUCAACAGUUGCUCAGUAAAUGGAGGCCACGAAAUGGUGGUGACAGGAUCUAAUUUUCUUCCAGAAUCAAAAAUUAUAUUCUUUGAAAAAGGACAAGAUGGACGACCUCAGUGGGAGGUAGAAGGGAAAAUAAUUAGGGAAAAGUGUCAAGGGGCAAACAUCGUUCUUGAAGUUCCUCCAUACCAUAACAAAACUAUUACAGCUGCAGUUCAGGUGCAGUUUUAUCUCUGCAAUGGCAAGAGGAAAAAAAGCCAGUCUCAACGUUUUACUUAUACACCAGUUAUAAUGAAGCAAGAGCACAGAGAUGAGGUAGAUUUGUCUGCUGUUCCAUCUUUGACCCUGCCUCACACAGGCAAUGUUCAGGGCCUACAUUCUAUCCGAACUCAACUACCUUCACCAGACCAAGGGCAUCCACAUGAUGGUUUACUGUCUACAUCACCCAGGAGCCUCGUGUGUCCAGUUCAACCACCUUACACAGCAAUGGUGACCUCAGCAGUAUCCCACCUGUCACAUAUGCAAGGUAGAAACCUUAGCCCAAGUGAAGAGUGUCAUGUUUUGCCUCCUGCCGUGGUUCAGUCUUUUCAGGUAACAUCAACACCUCCUGUGAGGCCUUCCUACCAGUCUAUGCAGUCUAAUGAUGUAUACAAUGGACAGUCUGGUCUUCCUAUGAACUCUGCCUCCAGCCAAGGAUUUGAUGCUAUUUCAUUUCAGCAAGAUGCAGCUGUACCUCAUUUGAUAAAUCUUAGCUGCCAAGCUCUCCCACCGAUGCAGUUCCAUCCUUCAAAUCCAGGUUCUGUGUCACCAUCGAGUACAGCAGGGCACCCGCUAGCACACCCAGCUCAUUCAGGACAGUCAUCUUCUCGCCUACCAUCCAUCGGAUACCACUGCCCAAGCUCUGGACAGGGCUCCAUCUCUUCUGCAAUGAGUCGAUCCCUUGGGCAGUCUUCUCCCCAGCUGCAGCAAGUCCCAUACCAUUCUUCAAACCCAGCAUCUGCUUCAUCCCCAUCCCCAACAGCUUCCCAUCCUUUGGUCCAUUCACCACUGUCUGGACCAUCUUCACCCCAGCUACAACCUAUGCCUUACCAAUCUCCUAGCUCAGGACCUGCCUCAUCUCCCCCACCAGCCGCUGUAAGUCACUCGGGACAGCACUCCCCUCAAGCACAUAGUCCAGCAUUGGGAGGUCGUAACACAGCUUCAUCCCUAGUACACCAUAGCGUAUGCGAUUCAUCUCCAUUUUCACCAGAUGGGGCAGCUAUUAACAUUAAGCCAGAACCUGAAGAUCGAGAAUUGAAUUUUCAAACGAUAGGACUACAAGACAUCACACUAGAUGAUGUGAAUGAGAUCAUAGGAAGAGAUAUGUCACAGAUCUCAGUGUCACAUGGAACAACAGUGGCCAGCCAGUCUCCACGUACAUGCCCUGGAUCGCUGGAGACAGGAAUAUCUGAUGGAAUCCAGUAACAGAUAAGCUUACAACUAAGCAUCCAUGAAAGCUUCACAACUUCUCUGAAUAUUACUUCAUCCUCUUCCUCUUUAGACUUACUGUGCUUCCAACUCUGUGGCCUUUAUGAACUGGAACAGUGGAUCCUUGCAUAGCCCUUUUAGCGGGUUACAUUUUUGAUGUAGAGACAGAGCAUUUAUAAUGAUAGUUCCUCAGAUGCUGUAAAGUGACUUCUUAAAACGGACACACAGAAUCUACACCAGAUAUUUUAACUGUUCAAAAGCUACAAACAAGCUUUGCUUUUUUUGCAUUUAACUAGAAUACUUUUAUAUUGUAAGUGCUUCAAAUGUGUGAAGAUGUUAGUUUGCUCUUAUAAUAUUCACAGUACUGAACGUGAAAAAAGAUUUAAUACACAUCUUCAGUGUGCUGCUUUCCCUUAGAGGUAGUAUAGUUGUAACUAAUGAUUUGUAACACCUUUUGGUCAUUUUGGAAAGCCUUUAAGCUUAUAUUGUUUAAAAUGUUUUAAAAAAGAUCUUCCAGAGGCAAAUCAUACCCGUCAUCUGAAGCCAAUGCCAUGGAAGCCAUUGUGUAUACAAAUACUUUAGUGUUUUCUCUCUUAGAUUCAUAGGAAGCAAAGCCAAAUGUAGAUCUGCACUUGUUUAUAAACUGAAAAUGUUACUUGAUAGGCUGCAAAAAGACCAUUCCAUCAUGGAAGUGUUGGGAUAGAAGUGACAUUCCAAAAUUUAACUUUUAUAACUUUGUGGAUAAUCUUCCUGUACUUUAUUAGCACAGGCUCCUUCUUGAAAUAGCUUUUCUUAGAAAGUUACAUUUAUACUCAAAUUUGAGAACUAGGAUUUUAGAGUAAAGAACUGCAAUUUCAAAGCCAUGUUAGAUACAGAAGAAAUUUAAUAUUUGCUGAGGAUCUGAGUGUUCCUGUUAUCACCACAGGAUACUGUUUUGAAAUUACCAAUUCAGUGGCAUUCAAAUUUUCCAUGCAAUAAGUCAUUUGGUCACAUCUGUAUCUUUUAUGUGCUUUAUGCCUGAACUAUGCCACUUCAAAGUCCUAAGGAGAUGACAAUUACAGUUCCUUAAGUUUAAGCUGUUUAUAAGAUUUAGUCUGAUAAAACAUAAUUUACUGUGAAUUAGUGAUUUAGUAGUAUAAUUUGCCCAUGUUGAAUAGUAAGUGUGUGAAGCAGAAGUUACCAAAGAAAUGCACAAGAUUCAUGGCAGCAGUAUACUUUGUGCUGUGUUCCAAGGAUGCAUUUCCCUUACCCACAUAAUCUGAGAAUGUUUACAGAGUUAACAACAAUCUCAGGCCUCUAUGAUUAGAAACCUAGGAGAGGAUCUGCAGCUGCCUGUUUAGGCCAGAAACAUCCCCCCCGACACACACACCCCCCGAUCCUGCCUUGUCCCCCAAAGAAAUUGUAGUUUACGAAGCUUUCUGAUAUGGUUCAUACAGGGUACAACAACAAUCACAGCAAAGUAAGAUCAGAAAUACACUGAACUUCAAAUAUUUAAGGUUUUUUUUAGUUCCUCAUUUGGGCAAGUCGUGAUGUUCUAAUGCAAAUAUAGAGCAAACGCAUUCAAAAUUAUCAAAACAUAGAAAGGAUAGUUGCAUUAAAGUUAGUUCAGGCAUUUGUGGAUAUUUUAAUGGCUGAACAUGUGAAGGAUGUGCCUCUAUUCUGUAGCAAAAUGUUAUAGACUUAAAAUCACAGUGGAACAUCUUAAAAGUGGACUCCAUUAAUGAAUUAUAAAACCUGUAAGAGUGAAUAUAGAUUUCUAAUGGUGCAUUUUGGCAGACAAUCAUGGGGAAGCUUUACAUGGAGCCUCUUGAAGACGAACGUUACACCUAAACUUAAGUCAGAGUCCAAGCAAUACCAUUAAAGUAGCUAUAACGACACUUCUGUAAUAGUUGAAUCAUUGACUUUUUAAAAGGCCAUACAUUACGUGGGUGAAAUUAGAACUUGUUAUGAAUUACUUCCUUUUAAGAGUGCAACCUAAGGCUACUAUCUAGGCAAUUCAUAGUUAUUUCAGACAACUUAAUGCUAGGCCACUAUGUAUGUGCUGGGAAUCUAAGCAUCCUUUUUGUGAAUGUAUUGUUCAAUGGUGCAAAUCUUUAAAUCUGGGGAAAAAAAAAAAAAA
This is a messenger RNA of Struthio camelus australis, 5344 nucleotides long. Lineage: Eukaryota; Metazoa; Chordata; Aves; Struthioniformes; Struthionidae. The record is from RefSeq and is a predicted model, not a curated record.